Molecule: messenger RNA, 948 nt
Organism: Capronia coronata CBS 617.96
Lineage: Eukaryota; Fungi; Ascomycota; Eurotiomycetes; Chaetothyriales; Herpotrichiellaceae
Exons: 1
Coding region: 1-948 (315 amino acids)
Biological process (GO): ribosomal large subunit biogenesis
Cellular component (GO): preribosome, large subunit precursor
Source: RefSeq, a predicted model, not a curated record
AUGGCUACCAGCAUGACUACCAUUGCGGGACCUGAGAUGGGUCGAAGCGACUUCCUUGAUGCUCCGUUUCAAGAACAGAUUCCGUACAACCAUGAAGACGAUGUCGCCGAUCCACUAUCUCCCAGCAUCGACUACGAAUUCGAUGACUCGCAAUGUCUAUUCUGCAACGAGCCGAGCCCAGACCUGGACCAGAAUUUGGUCCACAUGUCAAAGGCCCAUGGCUUAUAUGUCGACCCGGCGAACCUGUUGGUCGACGUCGGAUCACUCCUGGCCUAUUUCCAUUUCGUCAUUUCCGGGUGUUACGAGUGUCUCUACUGUGCAACGCAGCGGAAUACUCGCCAAGCGGUGCAGCAACACAUGACGGCAAAGGGGCAUUGCAAAUACAACAUUACGGACGAGGAUGUUGACCUCAGAGACUUUUAUGCAUUCCCCUCGUCGGAUGUCAAAGAGAGACUACAUCAACAUUUCCCCGCCCUGCGCUUCUCGGACAACCCUCGACUUCCAUCACAAGCCAGAUCGAGGAAACAACGGCAAUCAAAGCGUUCAGACAAACACAACUCCGAUUUCACGGCUGCUCCGCUCGACCAAGCACCACCAGCCCCAACUCGGCAGUCACACACUGAUGCCGAAUCCCGCUCGAAUGCUGCCGAGACGCCCUCUCAUUCUCUGGGUGAACUGAGCACAAGAGGACUGAAGCAAGCAUGCACGCUCGACAACCAACUCUCACAACUUCGUGCAAGUGACCGGAGAAGUCUUUCACAUUUACCGGCUUCGCAACAAAGGGCAUUACUUGCAACACACCACCAACAGAUUGAAAAGGCCCGCAGGACAGAGCAAAUCCGACGGGGCAACUUGGAGAGUGCAGGGAAUAAAGUCAAUUGUCUGGGGAAAAUCAGGUUGAUACGGAAACCUCCCCAUACCGGAAAUGUCCACAGCUUGAAUCGGUAA